This is a messenger RNA of Heterocephalus glaber (naked mole-rat), 1325 nucleotides long. RefSeq names its product stomatin like 2 (gene Stoml2). The record is from RefSeq and is a predicted model, not a curated record. Lineage: Eukaryota; Metazoa; Chordata; Mammalia; Rodentia; Bathyergidae. Gene Ontology annotation, cellular component: mitochondrion; membrane. Gene Ontology annotation, biological process: mitochondrion organization.
GAAGUACUUCCGGGGUAGAGGACCUGCAGGAGAAAAGGCUCCGGUCUGAGCUUCUGGAUCGGCCUCUCCGCUCCGAGUCUCGUUGGUUCCGGAGGUCGCUGCAACUGUGGGAAAUGCUGGCGCGCGCGGCGCGGGGCACUGGAGCCCUUUUGCUGAGGGGCUCUGUGCAGGCUUCUGGCCGCGCUCCGCGCCGCGCCUCCUCUGGAUUGCCCCGAAACACCGUGGUACUGUUUGUGCCGCAGCAGGAGGCCUGGGUGGUAGAGCGAAUGGGACGGUUCCACCGGAUCCUGGAGCCUGGCUUGAACAUCCUCAUCCCUGUGUUAGACCGGAUCCGAUAUGUGCAGAGUCUCAAGGAAAUUGUCAUCAACGUGCCUGAACAGUCGGCUGUGACACUUGAUAAUGUAACUCUGCAAAUUGAUGGAGUCCUUUACCUACGCAUCAUGGACCCUUACAAGGCAAGCUAUGGUGUAGAGGAUCCUGAGUAUGCUGUUACCCAGCUAGCUCAGACAACUAUGAGAUCAGAGCUUGGCAAACUCGCCCUGGACAAAGUCUUCCGGGAGCGAGAGUCCUUGAAUGCCAGCAUUGUAGAUGCCAUCAACCAGGCUGCUGACUGCUGGGGCAUCCGCUGCCUUCGUUACGAGAUCAAGGAUAUCCAUGUGCCACCCCGGGUGAAAGAGUCCAUGCAGAUGCAGGUGGAGGCAGAGCGGCGGAAACGUGCUACAGUUCUAGAGUCUGAAGGUACUCGAGAGUCAGCUAUCAAUGUGGCAGAGGGGAAGAAACAGGCCCAGAUCCUGGCUUCUGAAGCAGAAAAGGCUGAACAAAUAAAUCAAGCGGCAGGAGAGGCCAGUGCAGUUCUGGCAAAGGCAAAGGCAAAGGCUGAAGCUAUUCGAAUCGUGGCUGCAGCUCUGACACAACAUAAUGGAGAUGCAGCAGCUUCACUGACUGUGGCUGAGCAGUAUGUCAGCGCGUUCUCCAAACUGGCCAAGGACUCCAACACUGUCCUAUUGCCUUCCAAUCCUGGUGACAUUACCAGUAUGGUGGCUCAGGCCAUGGGUAUAUAUGGGGCCCUCACCAAAGCUUCGGUGCCACAGGCACAGAACUCAGUCUCCAGCGGGAGCAGCAGAGAUGCCAAGGGCACAAAUGCAAAUCUUGAUGAGGAAAUUGAUCGAGUCAAGCUGAGUUAGUGGAGCUGGGCUUGGCCAGGGAGUCUGGGGUCAGGGAGCAGCACACCCAGAUUCUGGCUCUAGCCUCCCUACUAAGAUUUUAUUUUUUAUUUUUUUAUUUGAACUUAUUAAUCAUGUAAUAAACUCACCAGUGGAAAAUCA